CCGGAGAAGCAGACCCGCUGGUGGGCUAAAGGGACCCCCGGCAGACGCUCGAGUCUAGCGCGCCGCACUGACCCCUGCCUGCCCGGGAAACUAACAAAGGCGGCGCGCGAGCCUGGCCGCGAGAGCAGCGAGCGGCGGCCGCGGGGCGGGCGAGCCUGGGCCGGGCCGGUCCAGCGCCGGGCGGGGGCCACUCCGGAGUCGGGAGGCGGCGGCGCGGGACGACGCGGAUCUCAGGCGGCGCGCGCCGCUCGGACGCCGCGGGCACCAUGGGCUGCUGCUCCGGGCGCUGCUCACUCAUCUGCCUCUGCGCGCUGCAGCUGCUCUCAGCACUAGAGAGGCAGAUCUUUGACUUCCUUGGCUUCCAGUGGGCGCCCAUUCUUGGAAAUUUUCUACAUAUAAUCGUCGUCAUCCUGGGCUUGUUUGGAACCAUUCAGUACAGACCUCGAUAUAUUGUGGUGUAUACAGUAUGGACUGCCCUUUGGGUCACCUGGAAUGUGUUCAUUAUCUGCUUCUAUUUGGAAGUAGGUGGACUCUCUAAGGAUACUGACCUAAUGACAUUCAACAUCUCUGUACACCGGUCCUGGUGGCGGGAACACGGGCCUGGCUGCGUCCGAAGGGUGCUGCCCCCGUCGGCCCCCGGCGUGAUGGACGAUUACACCUACGUCUCCGUCACAGGCUGCAUGGUGGACUUCCAAUACCUGGAGGUCAUCCACAGCGCCGUCCAAAUACUGCUCUCGUUGGUUGGUUUUGUGUAUGCCUGUUAUGUCAUCAGUAUCUUCAUGGAAGAAGAGGACACGUGUCGAAAUAAAUAAUGGCACGGACUCUGAAAUGCGGCCACUGCACUUGACUUAGGAAGCAAAGCACCGUCAACGGCACUUCCCUACAUCCACAUGUCUCACUUCCUUCCAGAGGAUGGACCGCGCCUCCCCGCUUUCCCACGCAUCACGGAGUUCUCAGGUCACAGCCUCUGUACUAUUAGCAUUGUUUGCUAGAUGAGUUAUAGGUGCUUGGGUGGGUAUAUUUUUAGUCACUUCCUUCUUAUAUGAAUACUCGCAAAUUGUUUUUAAUUUUUUAAACAAUAUUCAAUGUGAGGCAUGCAAAAUGAAAACCAUUCUGUGAAAAGCUUCCCCGGUCAAUUCGAAGAGAAAUGCAGGUUUGUGUUGUUGAGGUGUUAAGUCCCCUUCGAUGACUGAUGCCUGCGGUUAUCCUAGGCCUGAUGGAGUUUGCACAGUGGACAGUACCCGGGUUCCUUGGCAGGAAGUUAGAUGCAGUGACAACUGAUAAAUGGGUACAGCUAGUGUGUCAGGCUUUCAGACUGAGUCUGGAUCAUGUUUUCAACAUCACAAGACAAAACAGGGAGUCCUCUUUCAUUCUCGACUUUCCCAAACCCAGAAUAAUAUCACGGCAAUCUCAAAGUUCAGAUUCUGACAUGACAUCUUGUUCCUCUUGUGUUCUGAAAAAUACGUAUCAUUGGCGUGUAAAAGGGUGAAAUGACCAGUAGGACAUCUUUCCCAUUUGGAGGGAAUCUGGGUAUCUCUGAGGUUCAGAUUUUCUACCCUUUAUGACAGUUCUGGCACAGGCAGCAGACCUAAAUAUACAGCCUGUAGGCUAACGGGGCAGAAAUCACAAAAAUCUGCAGUCAGGAAGGUUGCUCUUAAAAUAUUCUGAAGAAGGUAUUAAAAGGGCAUGGAAU
Molecule: messenger RNA, 1693 nt
Organism: Phacochoerus africanus (Common warthog)
Lineage: Eukaryota; Metazoa; Chordata; Mammalia; Artiodactyla; Suidae
Gene: NKAIN3
Product: sodium/potassium transporting ATPase interacting 3
Exons: 6
Coding region: 267-812 (181 amino acids)
Biological process (GO): regulation of sodium ion transport
Source: RefSeq, a predicted model, not a curated record